This is a messenger RNA of Zingiber officinale, 2040 nucleotides long. RefSeq names its product ATP-dependent 6-phosphofructokinase 6-like. Gene Ontology annotation, molecular function: 6-phosphofructokinase activity; ATP binding. Gene Ontology annotation, cellular component: cytoplasm. Lineage: Eukaryota; Viridiplantae; Streptophyta; Magnoliopsida; Zingiberales; Zingiberaceae. The coding region runs from base 145 to 1797 and encodes 550 amino acids. The transcript is spliced from 14 exons. Gene Ontology annotation, biological process: fructose 6-phosphate metabolic process; glycolytic process. The record is from RefSeq and is a predicted model, not a curated record.
CUUCGUCUUCGCGGAAACUGGGACGCAACGGAACCGAAGGCGACGCCGCCAGAUUCACGACCUUCUCCGCUAUAAGUAUGGCGACUCCAGGCGGAGGUUCAAAGAAGAAACUUUACUUCCACAUCUAUCGUCGUUCCUUCAUUCAUGGAGCCACUGCAGAACCCUCCCUUUCCUCAGACUAUUAAACCGGAGUCUAACGGGAGUGUGAAGAACCCGAGUCGCUUGUUCGACCUCCGGAGCUCUCUCUCCUCGGUGACGGUGCCGACGCGGAAAGGGAGCGAGGUAAAGGUGCGUCUGGGGAGCACGAUGGCGUCCGAUUCCAAGCCUUUAAAGAAAAUUGAGUACGGAGAUGGGGGAUAUGUUCUCGAGGACGUGCCCCACCUUACCGAUUACUUGACGGAUCUUCCGGCCUAUCCGAAUCCGCUACAAAAUAAUCCAGCAUACUCAGUUGUCAAGCAAUACUUUGUGAACGUUGACGACACAGUUGCGCAUAAGAUCGUGGUCCACAAGAAUAGUCCAAGAGGGACGCACUUCCGUCGUUCUGGGCCUCGUCAAAAAGUCUACUUCGAGUCAGAUGAGGUGCAUGCCUGCAUUGUGACAUGCGGAGGCUUGUGCCCGGGGCUUAAUACUGUCAUCAGGGAAAUCGUAUGUGGCUUGUAUGAUAUGUAUGGUGUCACUAAAGUCCUUGGAAUAGACGGUGGUUAUAGGGGCUUUUAUGCUCGCAAUACCAUCACCUUCACUCCCAAAAGCGUUAAUGAUAUUCAUAAAAGAGGAGGCACAAUUAUUGGCACAUCAAGAGGUGGUCAUGAUACUUUAAAGAUUGUUGAUAGUAUUCAGGAUCGUGGUAUUAAUCAGGUAUAUAUAAUUGGAGGUGAUGGGACUCAGAAAGGAGCUUCUGCAAUCUUUGAGGAAAUUCAGAAACGUGGACUCAAAGUUUCUAUUGCUGGAAUUCCAAAGACCAUAGAUAACGACAUAAUGGUCAUAGACAAGUCCUUUGGUUUUGACACUGCUGUGGAGGAGGCACAGAGAGCAAUAAAUGCAGCGCAUGUUGAAGCUGAAAGUGUUGAAAAUGGUAUUGGCGUUGUGAAGCUAAUGGGUCGCUACAGUGGGUUUAUUGCGAUGUAUGCUACUCUUGCAAGCCGUGAUGUGGAUUGCUGCUUAAUUCCAGAAUCCCCUUUUUACUUGGAAGGCAAAGGUGGACUUUUGGAGUUUAUUGAAAGACGGCUCAAAGAAAAUGGUCACAUGGUUAUUGUUGUUGCUGAGGGUGCAGGACAAGAUCUUAUUGCCAAAAGCAUGCAAUCCAUGGACCAUCAAGAUGCUUCUGGCAAUAAGCUUUUACUUGAUGUUGGUCUUUGGUUGUCACAAAAGAUAAAGGAUCACUUUUCAAACCAUAAGAUGUCCAUAACUCUCAAGUAUAUAGAUCCUACAUAUAUGAUUCGUGCAGUUCCAAGUAAUGCAUCAGAUAAUGUCUACUGCACAUUGCUUGCCCAUAGUGCCAUACAUGGUGCUAUGGCCGGAUACACCGGCUUCAUUGUUGGGCCUGUUAACGGAAGACACGCUUACAUACCCUUCCACAGGAUAACCGAGAGAUGCAAGAAGGUUGUGAUAACAGAUAGGAUGUGGGCAAGACUGCUUUCCUCAACUAAUCAACCUAGCUUUCUCAGUCAUGAGCAUGUUGAGGACGCCAAAAAGGAAGAUGAGGCAUCACAUCACUUCUUUCUGGAUGCAGCCAACAAGAACCAUGAUCACGAUGAGCAUGCGACAGAUGAUUCCCGGAUCGGCAAUGGUGCCAUCUGAAGUAUUGCAUGUUGAAUAUGUUGCAAUUAGGAAACCUAUAGAUGUUACAGAAGCAAUUUAUCAGCGAUCCUAUAGAUGUUGUGUCAUAGCAAGCAAAGAAUGUGAAAAUAGUUAAGAGUGCUCGUACCCAUAUUAAUUCUCUAGUUCUGUGUAUACAUUACAAUUUUGGAGCUCCUUGUGCUGUGAGACUGGCAACGAGACUGCUUAUAAGUAAAUGAAAAGUUUGUUAUGUUUCCCGAGUCC